UUUUUUACGUGUUUUUGACAAUAUUUAAAUGCGUAUUUCUUUGUACAAAAUAUUAAAAGAAAUUUUUACCUUUCAGUCUCGAAAACGAGUUAUAAUUAUGGGGAAACAUUCCGAAUGGCGAAAAUUAGCAAAAAAAGCAAGAAGAAAGCGUAUUAGACAGGCUAAAGCAAAAUUACGGGAUCAGUUGUUAGAAGAAGAACGACAAAAACUAGAAAAUUCUCCUAGAUAUAAAAUAUGGCAUGAAAAGCAGGCUAAAGCUGAGGAGUGUCGAGCACAAGAGGAAGCUAGGUUAGCUGCAGAAAAAGAUUUGCAAUGGAGAAAGAUAGAGGAAGAAGCGCAGAAACAAUGGCAAGAAUUACAAAAGAAACUAGCUGCAGCAAAGGAAGAAAGAGCUCGACAGAAUGAAAAAAUAAAAUUGGAAUGGGAAGAAGAACAGAAAAAGCUAAAAGAAUUGAAAGAACAGAAAGAGAGAGAAUUAGAAGAAAAACUGAGAGAGCAAGAAAUACUUAACGAAAAAACUAAUGAUUUUAUACUUAAUGGUGGAAGUACACCUGAACAUUUAAAAACCAAUAUGGAGACAAAUCCCAAUAAACCGACUUGCCCAUUCUUUCUAAAAACCUCUACAUGUCGUUUUUAUGACGUUUGUUCAAGAAAUCACAUUCGCCCGGGUGUAAGCCGAAUUCUUUUAAUUCCAAAUUUUUUCACUCACUAUAGCUUAGAAGCAAAUGAAAAUGAACAUGGAAGUGACUCUAGUCUGGAAUUCGAAAAUUAUGAAACCUACAAUCAUUACAAAGAAUUUUUCUAUGACGUUAUCCCGGAAAUGGAAACUUUUGGUAAAAUUAAACUAUUUAAAACAUGUUGCAACCAUGAACCGCAUUUGAGAGGUAACGUUUAUGUUGAAUAUUUUUCUACAAGGUCGGCUCUCAAGGGUUAUAAGAUUCUUAAUGGAAGAUGGUAUGGAGGAAAACAGCUUAAUGUUGAGUUUUGUAAUAUUGAAUCCUGGAAAACGGCAAUUUGUGGACUUUUUUUUGUAAAGCGUUGCCCGAAAGGUAAUGCAUGCAAUUUUCUGCAUGUGUUUCGAAACCCGAAAAAUUUGUACAAUAACUAUGAAAACCGUAAAAAUUCCAGUAGGUCCAGAACAAGGGAUGAUUUGUCAGAUAGAAGGAAUUGGAGAUGGUCUGAAUCCCCCGAGAGAAUACCAAAUUCAGAGUGGGAAGAUAAAGAUAAAAAUAAAACAAAAUCAACAAGAAAACGGGAUAGAUCUGAGAGUCAUAGACAUUCCAGCAGGCGAAAAAGGGAUAAUUCCAGUUCCAGGCGAAGAACACCAGAGAGUCGGUCAUGGUCUAGAAGUCCAGGCAGAGAAACAAGUAGCUCAAGAAGUUCUUCGAGGAGGUCGCAUAGAUCAUAUAAAUCAUAAUUUAAGUGCCAUUGUAUAUUUGCAUAUAUUUUUUAAUGUUUUGAAUUAUACAGGUAU
This is a messenger RNA of Anoplophora glabripennis (Asian longhorned beetle), 1474 nucleotides long. Its product is annotated as U2 small nuclear ribonucleoprotein auxiliary factor 35 kDa subunit-related protein 1. Gene Ontology annotation, cellular component: U2AF complex; spliceosomal complex. NCBI's taxonomy places the organism in Eukaryota, Metazoa, Arthropoda, Insecta, Coleoptera, Cerambycidae. The record is from RefSeq and is a predicted model, not a curated record. Gene Ontology annotation, biological process: mRNA splicing, via spliceosome. The coding region runs from base 29 to 1417 and encodes 462 amino acids. Gene Ontology annotation, molecular function: metal ion binding; pre-mRNA 3'-splice site binding. The transcript has 5 exons.